CCGGAAGCGGCGCGGCUGAGUCACGGCGGCGGCGAGGAUGAGGCAGCAGCCGCGGCGGGCGGCAGCGCUGUCGGCGUUGCCCAUCGGUGCCUGAGGAGCCUCCCCGCGCCCUUCUCCCUUCCUCCCGCCCUCCCUCCUUCCCGCACCGCCUGCCGCCGCCUCCGCCGCCACCAGCUCCGCCGCCACCAUGAUGGAGGAGAUAGACCGGUUCCAGGUGCCCGCCGUGCGCGCCGAGAUGCAGCCGCUGGAUCCAACAGCUGCAUCUAUUUCGGACAGAGACUGCGAUACGAGAGAGGGGGAGACUGUAGCCAUGAACUAUAAGCCGUCCCCACUGCAAGUGAAAUUAGAGAAGCAGAGGGAGCUGGCUCGGAAGGGGUCCCUGAAGAAUGGCAACAUGGGAAGCCCAGUUAACCAGCAGCCCAAGAAGAACAACGUGAUGGCACGAACAAGGCUCGUCGUUCCUAAUAAGGGCUAUUCCUCAUUAGACCAGAGUCCAGAUGAGAAGCCGCUGGUAGCCCUGGAUACGGACAGUGAUGAUGACUUUGACAUGUCCAGAUAUUCCUCCUCGGGAUACUCAUCAGCUGAGCAGAUCAACCAAGACUUGAACAUCCAGCUGCUAAAGGAUGGGUACCGGUUAGAUGAGAUUCCAGACGACGAGGACCUGGACCUAAUCCCCCCUAAAUCGGUCAACCCUACCUGCAUGUGUUGCCAAGCCACCUCCUCCACCGCCUGUCACAUCCAGUAGUGAGGCCGGCGGGCUGUGAUCAGUGCUUUCCACGAUAACUGUAAAACUUAACAGCCAUUGCUUCCUCCUAUGGUAGGACGUGCACCUCUUUGUGUUCAUGGAGCCAGGAGAAACCAAAAAAUUCGUUUUGUGAUUGGUUGAUAAAAGUUAUUCGAAACUAUGGUUAAACAAAAAAAAAACAAACAACAAGUUGCUCAAAGUGCCAGGCAGCGCCUGGAAGAGCUGACUGGAGAGUGAAUGCAGAGGGGUCCGGAGAUACCUCCUUGCUUUGUGUAGGCACCGGGGAUAUUUUGUAAGGUGUCUGUUCCAGCAGGGGGAGGGUCACAAGGGGCUGCAGGUCAUCCUGCCCACCAAAACCAAUCCAUCUGCAAGAUCAGGCAUGAGUCUGAGGUGUCAGGGAGUUUUACCAGUGAGAGGGGAUUAGUUCUUAAUUCAUUCACUAAGCCUGUUUCAUUUGCAUAACCAAAAUGAUGCGGUAACUGGGACACAGGUAUGGGAAUGGAGCAGGGCAUCCUUUCUUAUGGCAAAGCUAGCCAGGACUACCAUGGCACAAUUCAUUCACUUGUGAAGAGUACAAGUAGGUGGCAAUUCACUGUAAAUACUAGCUAGAGCUGUUGUGUCACAUAUCCAAUGCAAUCAACCCUUAGCUCCUCUUUAAAUUAUCACCAAACACAGCGGAGUCGAUCUGCAAUGUAUCUGUGCUCCUCAGGGAUUCAGGGAUUCAUUGCCCAAGAAUACUAUACUCCUGAGCUCACUCCAGUCACCUAUACUGACUUCAGGCUAUACUUAAUCCCUAUGAGACCUAUCUGUUUCCAAAAAUUUUAAACUUUGUUGAACUAAGAAAAAAAUGACUCUUGCACCAGAGAGGACUAGAGCUGUACAGUCUGAAGGUCAGUGCCAGAAAAACUAGUUGAAGUUGCCUAUGGGAGGGGUUGGUUAAUGCUGAAGGCAUCUGUGGUUCUGUCAGACUUUAGGGAAGUUUUCAGCAACAGCAAGGUUGUGAGCAGCUUUAGCUGAAAAAAAGAAAGAAGUGAGAGGAAAAUACUGUUAAUCCCAUCUCUGUCCAGUUGUGAAUUGGACUUGGUCUGUGUUAGGGUUGUCCCAUGUCCGGAGCAAUUCUGUUUAUUUGGUGCUGCAAUAGUCAGGAAACCUGGAGUCACAUUAGGUUGCUGGAUUGAACUGCCAGUUCAGCAGCAGAUAGUUUUGAAUCCAAAAUAAUUUCUGGAAUUAGGAAAUGUGUCCUCUCCCUUGCCAGUCUUACACUGCUGGCUUCAGCACAUGUGGUGCUCAGUAAAGGGAUGGGCUGGUGUUUUUCUUGGCAUUGAAAUUUUUUGCCACAGGCACAAAUGUGUGUUUCUCUGCCCUGCCAGGAGGAAGGACUCCUUGCCUUGUGUUGUCAAUUGCUUUGUAGCCUGCAGAAGGAAAAAAGUGAGGGCAAUUCUGAGUUUCCCAUCAUAAUUCCAGAGUAACAAGGCAAAGCCUGAGCUCCGCCCCAACAGUUGCCCUAUCUGAAAUCUGCAUGAAGUGAGCUGAGUCUUUAAGAAGUCCAUUAUUAGGAGCAGAUUUAUUUAACAUGCUGGGGCUUCACUCCUUUCAGUGCAAAGCACAAUACCACAGUGUGAGCAAAAGAGCAGGCAUAGAAGAGUCCUAGGCUUUAUUAUUCACUAGCUGUUAUGGGCAACUGCUCCCUAAAACAUCGUGCUGACACCCUGGCUCCUGGCCACAGAAAGUGGACUGAGCAGUCCUGUUUGCUGAGCAUCCCUGCCUCCUUCACCAGAAGUGCUGGUUAUCUUGCCAGCUCCUCUAAGAGUGUUCUUCAAGUGAAUGCCUCUCCCUUUCUCAUCAGCUGGUAAUGAGGGGGAAUGUUUCCAAAAUGUUUCUAAAGAAACACAAAACAUCAGGUCUCCAGUUCUUCACUUCUUCCUUUGUAUUCCUGCUUUUCUCUCCAGGGGUACCUUAGGUUGAAGUUAGCAAGUUGUCUGGAGGUGGGGGAAGAGCUCUAACAGUGCUGUGUGGAAAGAAAAAAUAAAAGGGAAAAAAAAAACAUUCCUUAAAGCAUCUUUUUUGAUGGGGAAUGUAGUAAAACCAAAUCCUAUAGGACAUGACUAAGUCUCUUUAAUCUUUGCUCUUCUAAAGAGGGACUUUGCAGUUCAGCAUUGGCACCAUGCAACAUCUUUGUUGCAUUUAUCCUCCUGGGUCAGUCUCUGUGCCUUCCAGCUGGGCUGCACAUGCUCAGCCAUUACCACAGCCCUUGUUCAGGAGCUUGGAGAAUGUCAGUGUGCCUGCUAGAGCAGCAAGCCAUCUGUUUAGGUGGAUCAACAUGGACAACUGCAGGUUCCACAGGUCUCCAUCGUGCUGCCAUCGUGUUCACUCAAAGAUAGAAUGAAGCUCACUGACACUAUCUCCCAGGGUUAGAGCCUUGCCUCUGAAGGACAGACCUUACCCAGUAAUCACUGCCCCAUGGCACCAUGACCAAGUCUUGUUCUUGCUCCUAUUGCUAAUUUUUGCCUGCCCUGUGCCCUGAGGCAUUCCUCAACUCUGCAACCCAGCAAACUGCCCUUAGCCCUUUGCAUUGUGUGAUGUGCAUCUGCUUCUAGCACAACCCUGUACGGUGGCAGAGAGAUUAGUUUAAAUGUUACACCCACUGCUUCCUCCAAAUUCAGGCUGGAGCAUGAGCCAAGUGUUUUUCCCUGCACACAGGUGGUGUUGAUUGCAUAAAAAGCUGGAUUGGCCUCACAGUACAGGACCAUAAAAUGGCAAUUUUUUGGCUUCUCCUCUCUAUGCUUCGUGUUCAUAUAUUUUAUUAGGGGAAUAAAGUAGAAAGGGUGGGGAAAAGUAUUUACCUGUGUAGGGUCAUUAUCAGGAAGGCUGAAUGGAUUAAGGCAGUGCACAUGUGGCUGUCAUAGCAAACUGAACACUAGCCUUUCUGAACUGCAGCCCCUUAAGCAGGUCGUGACCAUGGGGCUUGUUUGUUGGCUCGUUAUGGAAUGUGAUGGACACCCUGUCAAUGUGUAUUAACUGCAGAUUGGGCUGGCUCUCCCUAUCUGGUCUCGCCUUCAGACCUUUGCUUCAGCCAGAAGGUUUUCCUUGUGCCCUUGUAGGAAUCUAUGCUGUGAUGACUUCCCAGGAAGGUUUAUGGAUACAUAGCCCUUCUGGUGCUGUUCUCCUUACACCAGUCUCUGCCACCAUGGCCUGGAAGGGGCAAAAGCAAAGAGUGCAGACCCUGACUCUCUGUCGCAUUACUAAAAAGCCCUAAAAUCUGCUGAGCUGCUGGGCACUCUCCUAAACAGAGAUUGCAUGAAAGAAAGCAAACUGUUCCUUGUUCCAGUCUUUUACCGAACCAGGUGGUCUUCUCAGGCCCCAUUUCCAGUCCAAAGUUGUACUGAAUACCAAGGGAAGGUGCACCAUGGAGUAUGAAAGGCUGCAUCACUGUCCAUCUAAAUUACCAUGCAAAUAGGAUUUAAGGGUAUUGAUGCUGGUGUCUCCAUAAAGGAAUUUGUAUUAGAUGCCUCCUAAAGCCAGACUGGCUUUUUGUUAGGAUUUUAUGUAACUUCAGUCACCAAAUAACCUGAAUUUAAGCAAGUUUUUCCUUAAACUGGAUGUUAAUUUUGCCCUUUAAUGUAAGCUAGCUUUCAACUCCAGUGUCUCAGCGCUCAACUCUGUCUCUCCAGUCUUGACACUCCCCAUUUCCAGAUGUCUGUAUGAGAAGAAACAUCCUCCUAGUGUUCAGAAAGGUCUAUAGAUAGCAUGGGCUAGUCUGAUUUUCUGGUAGUUGUAAAUAAACUUUGGCUGAAAGGAGGGUGAUGUCCAUGUGACCACCCCAAAGGCUCAUUUGCUGUCUUAUUGGAUGUUACCUUGAAGCCAGCCCUUGGAAGAGCCCCUGGAUCAUAUCUGAUGUUGCUGCAUGUCUACCCCCAACAUGUAUGCUGGGCCAUUGGGUAUGCUAUGCAGUUCUGGCUGUCUUGCCUGCAGAUGCCUUCUGACUGCAAAAGCAGGUGACCCAGCCUGCUGCAUGGACUUUGAACAGGAUUUCAGGAUGCUCCCCCAUGGACAGGAUGGAUUCAGGUGCUUCUGGUUUGUCUCUCUAGCUCCUCUCCCAAAAGGAGGCGCCCACUCUGCUCAUCUGUGAUCCUGGGCAGAAUACUUUCCAUGCAGUGUCUGUCCUCAGGCUGGCCUGCAAGCUGUACAACAGCAGGCAGGAGGCUUGAAAAGUACAGUGCCCUGUGUGUGACUCAACAGAAACAUGAAGAUACUUUUGAAGAAAGGAAGAGCCCAGCUGGGCACCAGAUGGAAUGACAGGGAAAUAAAAACAAGUAGUAACUAGAAAGGUUGCCAAGUGCUGUCUUGCCCUAGAGCAGAUCCCAGUUGUCCAAGUUAAUCUAUCUGAGUGCAGUGCUGGUACUAGCAGGAAGCAAAGCUGGCUUUCAGAUGCACACAGCAGAAACACCUUGCCCCCAGGCUGGCACUACAGCCAAACACCACAGCAGUCUGCUGGACUGCUGGAGCACAGAAAUCUGGGGUCCCUGGCUGCUGUUGGCACGUGGUACCCAUCUGCUCUAACCUCAGGCCAGUUACAUUCCCUCGAUUUCCACUUCCUUCAUGUUGGCAACUGUGUGAUGGGCACCACUGAUAGGACAGAUCUGCAAACAAGGUGCAAAAAGCAUGCGAUAGAAAUUUUAUAGAGAUUUUCAAACUACUACUCUGCUUCCCCUCUGUUUGCCAGCUUCUGAUGUUGCUUGCAUGUGCCAGAAGGCUACAGGGCGGAGGUUAGGAGAGAGAUUAAACAGCUUUAGGGGAAGAUGUUUGGCAAGGAUGUGUUUCCCAAUUAUUUGGCAGCUUUCUCUCGCACAACCGGAUUCUCAGUCUGCAGCUGCCACAGGGAACAUGUCAGAUUUGGCAGCCAACAGCACCAUCCCCUGCUAGUAGAAUUAAGGAAUUUAGGAGUGUGACUGGAAUAGCAAGUGCUGAUGGGGUGGAAGAGAGCACCAAAGGGCUCGUUUUGGGAUAUGGGCAGUUUCAUGCUCUUAUUUUUACCAUCCAUGUAAUCAUCUGAGGGUAUAAAUUGGCAGGUUUGCCUGAACUCUAUUGUUCCAUUGCCCCUUCAAGUUCACAUGGGAUGAAAUUUCAUAGAAUGAAAUAGGCUUUGUCACCUGGCUGCUGCUUGGCUCAGCAAGCACAAACUGCAUGUUCAGAGGGAAUGUCUGCAUAGAUGGGCAGUGCCACAGGGAUAGGCUGAACCUAAGGCAUGGGAAGGUCUUCAUUUUAAGGUGCUUUUCACCUCGAGGACAUUGCAUCCUUGACACUUCCUUUCAGAGCUUUCCUGUGAGAAGGAUUGCUCCAAACCUCGAACCACAGCUCAUCAGACAAACCCACUUCUGUUACAGAGGCACAGAAACCCUGAAGCAGAAGGGUCAACAAUGUAGUGUGGUAAAAGAGGUGGUGACCUGGGAUUACCUACAGAAUAUGCCAGUGUGGCUGGCAUCCAUAUUUUGACUCUCUGUAUUAUGCCUCCAAAAAAAUUACAGCUACAUCCCCUCCUUUGCCCCUCAUGACAUUGUUGGCAGUCCCAGGACCACAGGAGCUAAAUGCUGCCUGGCUGAGCAGUGCUUGGACAGCUUGCUGGGGAGGCAAAGGUUGGGGAUUAGUGGAGAUUACAUGGAGCAGAGCACUGUGGCCCACACAACCAUGCAGCAACCAACCCACCUUGCAAAGCAGCAUGGACACCAGCAGGACAGGUUGCAGCUUUCCCUGGUGCCUGUGGAGAACUGCACUUCCCAUUGCUUCCCAGACCCAUUUGCCACUGCUUGUGGCUCCGAGCCUUUCCAUAUCUCUAUAAAGAUUUUUCUCUGGAAGGAGCCUGCCUCUCUGGUUGUGCCUGGUCUGUGGAGACAUUUCCAUAGCAACAAAUGGUGAUACAGGCAGUGGGAUCAGGGAGUGGAAGGUACAAAAGAAGCUUCAUUAAAAUGAGACCAUCUCAGUCGUGUUACUGGAAACUGGCACAGUAGGCACCAGGAAAAGAAAAGGCCACUGAAAGGCCAUGCUGAGAUAAAUCCUGUCACCUGCUGAGAUGAUUACCCUCCUGGAGUAGCAUUUCUCUCCUAGCUGCCCAUCUAGCUGCUGCAGGCGAGCUCACAUGGAAGCCCUGCUCUCCACCCAGGCUGCCAUCUUGCUUCUGCACCCCAAAAAGCUGCAACUCCGUUUGUUACCCACCUUCCUUGAGCCUGGGUGAUUUGGGAGACACAAAGUUCGUUGACCCAUGCAGAGAGCUGGAAAACUUUAGCAAGCUGUCUUCACAAAAGCACUUCUGAUUUAUGUCACCUUGAUUUCCAUCUCCUUAUUUGCUCAGUUUCUUUGCAUGGAAAAGCUGCAGUUAGCAUCUGGGUUCAGCUUACAGCUGCCUGUGUCCUGAGACAAAGCCAAGGCAAAUGCCAGGCCAGCAGGAUAUCUAACAGCCACGGUGGUGGGGAGACUAGAAAGCAGGCUGGGAUGUCUCUUCACCUGCCUGAAGGCUGUGGGGCCGAGAGUUCACCAGGCUAGUGGAAAACCUUUGUGUGAUGCAGCCAGCCAAGCUGACCACCUUCACCCUCCUGAGCUCUGCCCUGUGGGAGGUCUGAGACUCAAGCACUAGGUCCCAGGCCUGCGAGCCCAUGGGCUCCUGGAAUGGGAUGGAGACCUGCAGCAGAGGCAUGGGUGGGAUGCCUGUCAGCUGUGCUCUUGCUGCACUGGACAGCACACUGCUAGGGCUGUAGCUCUGCUUAGAGCAAGACUCUUGCAGAGGAUGAAGGUUUUGCAGGGGAGAAAAUCCAGAAUUUCAAUUUCCCCCUUUUUUGCACGUUUUUAGCCAUUUUUACUCCUUCCAUAGUGGUUAUUGAACCUGCAGUUUAAUAAAGGCAAUGAGCCACCACUAAAUGGUUGUCUGAAAUGAGGUGCCACUAGCAUGCAGAGCUGGUUGUGCCUAACAUGGGGCUCCUGGAGCUCAAGGUACAUCCUAGCUGAGUCACCCUGUGCACUGUGCAGGGGCUGGGGUGGGAGUGUCAGUGCUGACCAUCAUGCCAAACAGCCACAGCUUCCCAGACUGAGGAAGAAUCAGGCCACAAACUGGGGGAAGGAGCAGCAAUGGCAGAAGAAUAGCUAGUUGUCACAGGUAAUCUUUGGUAUCCGUGUCCAGUGGUUAGUUCUAGAAUUGCAAGCUUUGUUAUAUUGCACACGUCCUCCUUCCACUCCUCUUUUUCUCAAAGCAGCCAUGUCUUUCCUCCCUGGCUCCAUGCACUUACGACGAGCACCAGAGGCAGUUGCACCGAAGUGACUCUCAGCCCAGUUCUGCAUCUGUCUCUCCCACCCAAACCCAAGGCAGCCAGGAGAGCUCUUGGCCAUCACAAGUCUAGUAACUCCAUUUGGGUUUCUUUCCUCUGCACACACUCUAGCAGGGCAGUACAGGAGGCUCUGACCAUGUCCCAAGAACCUUCUUUGCCCCCUGGCAGCACCUUGCAGACAUGCACCUUACUGGGAAUGAGCUGGGUCAAUGCUGGUGAGAUCUGGUGCUGCUCAUCUUGCAUGGGUGGCAGCUGAUGGGGAUCCACAGGGGGAAGCUGGCAGGAAGUGGCUACUGUCCCUUUUUGUUUCUUUUUUGGAGGGAGAGGGGGAUAUUUUUGGCAUUACGAGUAUUGCCCACCUUCCAGUGGCCAAGUUCUGGGCUGCAUUAAUAAUUGGGGUUAAUUGGCUGUCUGGGCAGGUAUGGAGCUUUGCAUCAACUUUAAUAGCAAAUGCAGUGGCUGUAUCCAGAGCCUGGACACAGGCUGGGUUUCUCCCAAGCUGGCAAAGUGCUUUCAGCAGGCUCCAGAUACAUGUUUCUGGCAGUCAGGGAAACAGCAGUCCUCCAAGUCCAGAUCAAAUCUAUGUCAUCUCGUGUCUUUAGCUUGGAAAAAGCUCAACCCAAGCAAAUGCUUCCCAGGUCUCCUUUCCCUAUGUGGUGCCAGGCAGCCCAGGGGAGGAGGUGGCAGGAGGCAUUUGGGGGUCACCAAAAGGGAGAUCCUUUUUGGAUAUAUUUAAUGGAAAUACCUUUCAGGAAGAGAGAACUCCCAACCUUUGCAUUAAUCUCAGAGCAGGAGAUUAAUUUCCAGCUGCCCUUGCAUAUAGUAAAACAUAGCUGAAACAGCCAAAUGCAAAGUAGAGUUAAAUGUAGGGUUUGACCUGAAUAACCUUUUAAUUAGGAAGAUAAAUUUGUUGUAGCUUGACCUUAGUCCAUGUUAGGAACCUGCUAAUCGUUUGACAUGCAGAGUGUAUUAAUGCUGCACUUAACUUGGCCAUUGGUUUUAUUAUCUGGCUUUGGGAGUUUUUUCACUCCUGAAGCAUCAAUCUGCAUCUUGUAUGGGUUUUUUUUUUUCUUUUUCCUGUUAAGAACAUGUAGCACACUGUUGUACUUCUGUUCCUGUCCACGUAGAGUAUUGCCUUAAACAGAUCAGUUGUGUUGUGGUUUGUUUUGGGUUUUCUUUUUUUUCUACCAUCAGUUUUAUGCAUUAAUUUAUUUUAAAAGGUGGGGGUUUUUUUCAAAAACAUGAAAUGUGUAUAAUAUUUUUUUUUUAACAUUUCCAUUGCAGUAUUUAUCAUUGUUACUGGUUGUGUGUAGUGUAACAAAAUUAAUGAUAUUAAAAAGCAUACAUAUGAAAA
This is a messenger RNA of Apus apus (common swift), 9412 nucleotides long. It is a transcript of the gene FAM219A, whose product is annotated as family with sequence similarity 219 member A. Lineage: Eukaryota; Metazoa; Chordata; Aves; Apodiformes; Apodidae. The transcript is spliced from 6 exons. The record is from RefSeq and is a predicted model, not a curated record. The coding region runs from base 188 to 745 and encodes 185 amino acids.